AUGCAGAUGCUCACUCCUCCCCCCGACGAAGACGGCUUCGGCGCUCCUCCCAUGAACCCCGACGAUGAAUGCGCAUACGAUUGGACCGCGGCGCUACCUCAGACCGACCAUAUCGCCUUCUUCCGCACCACGGACUGGUCGCGCAGCCGCCUGGGGCCACUGAGCACGUGGAGCCCGACGCUGCGCAUGUUCGCAAGUUAUGUACUGGCCGAUUCGCGCGGAGCCUGCCUCUGGUGGGGAGAGGACAUCUCCAAUCUCACUGCUAUAUACAACGAGGCGUAUGCUCCCUUGGCCGGUGGCGCUCACCCCAACCUCAUGGGCUCCCUCUUCCAGGAUGGCUGGCCCGAUCUCUGGCCGUCCAUCAGCCAGUACUUCAUACAGGCCAAGCGGACAGGCACUGGAGUCAACUAUAGCUCUGCCAUGCCCACGGUUGUCGAGCGCAGAGGCUACCAAGAGGAGGCCUUCUUCUCUGGCGGCUUUGUUCCAGUCGGCAUGCCAGGCGCUAUCGAGGGCUUCAUGAAUACAACCUACGAGGUAACAAGCCAGAAGCUCGCAGACCGCCGUACCACCUGCCUGAAUACUCUCGCCUCCGUGCCCUCACAAUGUGUCGACGCAGUCUGCUCUCACAUUCUCACCACGCUCGAAACCAACGCCAACGAUGUGCCCAUGUCCAUGCUCUACCGAAUGGACACAACCCCAGGCUCGAACGAGUUGAUACUCCAUGGCCAAUUUGGUUUCCCCGAGGGGCACGACCUUCUCAUCCAGACAGCCACUAUCGACAGUGAGCAAGGACUAAUACCAGAUCUGCGACGAGCUGGCAUAGACACUAUGGUCAUCGAGCAUGAUGAACGAUUUCUUGCUACCUCGUGGAGAGGUUGGAGCGCGCCUUCCAAGAAGAUUGUCGUAAUGCCCAUCAUGAGUGGAACACGCCUUUUCGGCUACCUUGUCUUCGGCACCAAUCCAUUUCGCCCCCACGACGAUAUAUGCACGCAAUUUAUCAGGGACCUAGGUCGCAUGGUGUCAAGUAUCAUAUCUUCUGCCGUUGACAAUGAAUCCACCAAGAAGCGUCAAGAGCAGCUCGAGACUGAUCUGGCUUUCAGUGAUCUCAAGCUACGCCAUCUGAUCGAUCACGCGUCUGUUGGCAUGUGCCAUGUAUCUCUUGAUGGUGAUAUGCUAUGGGCCAACGAUCACUAUUAUGAGCUAGCUGGGAAAUCUCCUUCGGAACAUGCCAUCGGUCUUGCCUUCCUUGACGCAUAUCACGAGGAUGAUCGGGUAAAAGCUGAUGAUGUUUGGGAGCGUCUGAUUAGAGGCGCCGACCACGUCACAGCCGACUUGCGCAUGAAGCGCAUGUACACGCCUCCUACCGGGGAUCCCGAACCCGCCCAGAUCCAGGUUCUGGCCUUCCCGUACCGCGACGAGCAUGGAAGCGUGAGAAGCGUAAUGGCUUGUACGACUGACAUUAGCAGGCUGGGCUGGGCGCAGACCUUCCAGGCUCGAUUAGCCGCCGAAGCAAGAGAAGCAAAAAGACAGCAGGAAGCCUUCAUUGACGUAGUUUCACACGAGAUGCGGAACCCAUUGAGCGCCAUUGUACAUUGCGCAGAUGCGAUUGCCAACGCAGUUGUCGAGUGCCAGACGCAGCUCGCCGAUAUACCUGUACCGUGUCUCGACACUCUCAAUGACAACAUACAAAGCGCAAACGUCAUCAUGCAAUGUGCAAAUCAUCAGAAGCGUAUUAUCGACGAUGUACUUACUUUGAGUAAGCUCGACUCCAUGCUCCUGUCCAUCACGCCCGUCGCAGUCAAACCCGCAAAGCUCGUGGAAUCCAUCGUCAACAUCUUCCAAGCUGAGAUGAAGACGCACAACAUCUCUUACAGUGUCACACCUGACACAUCGUUCUUGAGUCUAGGCAUUGACCACCUUCAUCUGGAUCCGUCCCGCGUGACACAAGUUUUCAUCAAUCUACUGACGAAUGCCAUCAAGUUCGUCAAACCAUCGAAAGAGCCAGCCCUCUCCAUCCGCUAUGGCGCCAGCACCUCAGAUCCCCGCGAACUCUUUCCGGAAGACAUGUUCUGGGCUACUGAGGGCAAGCAAGACGGGGAUGUUACAAGCAAUCCAGAUUGGGGUACUGGUGAAGAAAUCUAUCUUGCGUUCACCGUCAAGGACUCGGGAAUUGGCUUGCAAGAGAAGGAAAUUCACAAAAUAUUCGAGCGCUUCCGCCAAGCGAACGUGAAGACGCAUGUCAAAUACGGCGGCAGUGGGCUGGGUCUAUUCAUCUCAAAGGAGCUUACUGAGAAGCAAGGCGGCGAAAUAGGCGUCUCAUCCGUUCAGGGCCAAGGUUCGACUUUUGGAUUCUACGUCAAGACGCGAAGAGUAGAAUGGAAGCCCAGGACCCUCAAAGAGAUGUUUCAACAAACCGGCAAUGAGGAAGCGGCAAUGCGCCAACUCCACGUACUGUUGGUGGAAGACAACAUUAUAAACCAGCAAGUGCUCGGCAAACAACUUAAGAAAGCAGGAUGCCACGUCUCCGUCGCAAACCAUGGCCUGGAGGCGCUCGAGAUACUGGAGAGAGAAACGUUUGACAUCGUGUUGAUGGAUCUGGAGAUGCCGGUACUUGACGGGCUUGGCGCGAUGCGCGAGAUACGGAAAAGGGAGGAAGAGCAGGGGGUGCUUUCUUCUGCACGGUUGCCUGUGAUUGCUGUCACGGCGAACGUUCGGAAGGAGCAGAUCGAUACUGCUAUUGCUGCUGGGGCAGAUCGCAUCAUGCAGAAGCCGUUCAAAGCAGCCGACUUGGUGUUGAUGAUGAAAUCAUUGAUGCCACAACUGGCACCUUUAUCCAUCGAUCCGCCGACACCGGGCCUCGGCCUCCGAUCUAAUGCAUUGGUGCCUUGA
Alternaria novae-zelandiae is the source of this 2889-nucleotide messenger RNA. RefSeq lists its product as uncharacterized. The record is from RefSeq and is a predicted model, not a curated record. The transcript has 3 exons. Gene Ontology annotation, molecular function: phosphorelay sensor kinase activity. Lineage: Eukaryota; Fungi; Ascomycota; Dothideomycetes; Pleosporales; Pleosporaceae. Gene Ontology annotation, biological process: regulation of DNA-templated transcription; phosphorylation; phosphorelay signal transduction system. Bases 1 to 2889 code for a protein of 962 amino acids.